AUGUCCGAAAACAAAUCAACCACAUAUCGAUCUUUCAAGGACAAAGAAAAACCCGUAGAAGUUCGUUUUAACAAUAUCAUCGCUGCUAAAGCGGUUAGCGAUGCUAUACGGACUUCCCUUGGUCCUAAGGGCAUGGAUAAAAUGAUUCAAACCGGUAAUGGAGAAGUUGUGAUUACUAACGAUGGCGCCACUAUUUUGAAACAUAUGUCAGUUAUGCACCCUGCUGCCAAAAUGCUUGUGGACUUAUCCGCCGCACAAGAUGUAGAAGCUGGGGAUGGAACCACGUCUGUUGUUGUGAUUGCUGGUGCACUUUUAGGAGCAGCAGAAAAAAUGCUUAACAAAGGAAUACAUCCUACUACAAUAGCUGAGGCAUUCCAACGUGCGGCUACAAAAUCGUCCGAAUUUCUCACGGAGAUGUCCACGGAGAUCAACUUAUCGGACCGAGAUUCAUUGCUUAGGGCUGCAAGCACUUCUUUGAAUUCUAAGAUCGUUUCACAAUAUUCUAGCCUUUUGGCACCCAUUGCUGUGGACGCUGUAUUACGCGUUAUUGAUCCAGAAACCGCGACUAAUGUAGAUCUUAAGGACAUUCGUAUAGUUAAAAAGGUUGGAGGAACCAUUGAUGAUACCGAGCUAGUUGAUGGAUUGGUUUUGACACAAAAUGUUGUCAAAAGUUCUGAUGGUCCCACUCGCAUUGAAAGGGCGAAAAUCGGGCUAAUUCAAUUUCAGUUGUCACCACCGAAACCUGAUAUGGAAAAUCAAAUAGUCGUAAAUGACUACAGGCUCAUGGAUAAGAUUUUAAAGGAAGAACGACAGUAUCUUUUAAAUAUGUGCAAGAAGAUAAAGAAAGCAGGAUGUAAUGUUCUUCUGAUUCAAAAAUCGAUUUUGAGAGAUGCGGUCAACGACCUUUCACUCCAUUUCCUAUCCAAGCUUAAAAUAUUGGUGGUCAAAGACAUCGAAAGAGAUGAAAUAGAGUUUAUCUGCAAGAGCACGGGUUGUAAGCCAAUUGCCGACAUAGAGUCUUUCACCGAAGAUAAGCUUGGUCAUGCUGAUUUGAUCGACGAGGUACAAACAUCUGGAGCACGUGUUGUCAAGAUUACAGGUGUCAAACAUAAUGGAAAAACCGUAUCCAUCUUAUGUCGUGGUGCAAAUUCUCUCGUAUUGGAAGAAGCCGAACGUUCAUUGCACGAUGCACUUUGUGUAGUUCGUUGUCUUGUCAAAAAGAAGGCUCUUAUUGCCGGUGGUGGCGCACCAGAAAUUGAAGUGUCACAACGUUUGUCCGAUUAUGCGAAAACCCUCAAAGGAAUGGAGGCCCACUGUUUUGAGUCUUUUGCAAGUGCGCUCGAAAUCAUCCCGGUAACUCUGGCGGAAAAUGCGGGAUUAAACCCUAUUAAUAUUGUCACCGAACUCAGAAACAGACAUGCACUAGGCGAGAAAACGGCGGGAAUUAACGUGCGAAAGGGUACUAUCACAAAUAUCCUUGAAGAGAAUGUCAUACAACCUCUCCUUGUAUCAACUAGUGCUAUAGAGUUGGCAGCUGAAACUGUGAUGAUGCUUCUGAAGAUAGACGAUUUGACAAGCAAGCAUUAUUAG
This is a messenger RNA of Acaulospora morrowiae, 1590 nucleotides long. Lineage: Eukaryota; Fungi; Glomeromycota; Glomeromycetes; Diversisporales; Acaulosporaceae. The record is from the annotation of a GenBank genome assembly.